GAUUAUAUUAUCUCUGUCUUCUUCUUUAAAAUCCAUUGAAAUCCAUACUGGUUUUCUGUACAGUCGUGAUCAAUCUCUUUACUGCUGCGUCGGCGAAACAAAAGCAAGCGUACGACGAUGUCGAAAUAUGGAGCCAUGGAUCUCGCAUCAGGUCUUGGUGGCAAGAUCGAUAAAUCCGAUGUUCUCUCCGCAGUCGAAAAGUAUGAGAAAUAUCAUGUCACUCGAGAAGGAGAGGAAGAGAGAAAAGCCAAUUGCAGCGACAUGGCAAACAGAUACUACGACCUUGUGACUAGCUUUUAUGAGUACGGUUGGGGAGAAUCCUUCCAUUUUGCAAACAGAUUGAGAGGAGAAACGUUUCGAGAGAGCAUGAAGCGGUACGAGCAUUUCAUCGCCCUUCAACUUGCCCUAAAACCCGGACAGAAGGUUUUAGACGUAGGAUGCGGAAUCGGUGGACCGUUGAGGGAAAUUGCUCUGUUCAGCCGAGCAUCCAUUACCGGCCUCAACAAUAACGAAUAUCAGAUCACAAGAGGCGAGGAACUAAACCGGGCUGCCGGUUUGGACAAGACAUGUAACUUUGUCAAGGCAGACUUCAUGAGUAUGCCGUUUCCCGACAACAGUUACGACGCGGUUUAUGCAAUAGAGGCGACAUGCCACGCACCCGACGCCUAUGGAUGCUACAAAGAGAUCUACAGAGUGUUGAAACCCGGCCAAUGCUUCGCGGCCUAUGAAUGGUGCAUGACCGAUGCUUUCGACCCCCAUAAUCCCGAACAUCGAAAAAUCAAGGCGGAUAUCGAGAUCGGAGACGGUCUAGAAGACGUAAGGCUGACUACCAAAUGCCUCGACGCUUUGAAGCAAGCGGGUUUCGAAGUGAUAUGGGAGAAAGAUAUCGCAAAGGACUCGUGCGUGCCGUGGUAUUUACCCAUUGACAAGAGCCAUUUCUCGUUCAGUAACUUCCGAGCCACGGCCAUCGGACGAUCACUUACCAGAUUCAUGGUCAAGACCUUAGAGUGCAUGGGAAUCGCACCGAAAGGGAGCGGGAGGGUCCAAAAGUUCUUGGAGAAGGCGGCCGAAGGUUUGGUCGAAGGAGGAAGGAGAGAGAUCUUCACGCCGAUGUAUUUCUUCUUAGUCCGAAAGCCGGAGUGAGCAAUGAGAGAACGUGUCGUGUCCCAAUGAAAUAUAUAUAGUUGUUUCACGUUCGGUAUUUUAAAAACUAUUUUACGGACGAUUAUAAUAAUCGCCCUCCUCGUUGUCUCGUGGGUAUUCUACUUUGGACGUUUUGUAAUAACAUCAUAAGACAUGCGAAUAAACAUUUCUAUUUUGUUGUGUAUUUUGAAA
This is a messenger RNA of Tarenaya hassleriana, 1335 nucleotides long. Its product is annotated as cycloartenol-C-24-methyltransferase-like. Gene Ontology annotation, cellular component: endoplasmic reticulum. NCBI's taxonomy places the organism in Eukaryota, Viridiplantae, Streptophyta, Magnoliopsida, Brassicales, Cleomaceae. Gene Ontology annotation, molecular function: sterol 24-C-methyltransferase activity. The transcript has 14 exons. The record is from RefSeq and is a predicted model, not a curated record. Gene Ontology annotation, biological process: sterol biosynthetic process. The coding region runs from base 118 to 1143 and encodes 341 amino acids.